AUGACAAGCAAUAUUAAGAGUGUGGUGGUUGUCGGCGCCGGUGUGUUUGGGGUGUCUGUAGCGAACCAUCUGUGCAGGGAGCUAGAUGCCAAUAAAUACCGGGUAAAGCUUAUCACUGUAUCUGAUUAUGUGUAUUUCCUACCCUCUGCUGUACGGUUGACUGUAUCUAAAGACUACACUAAGUCAAUUCUACCUUUAAAAAGUGUCCUUGACGAUGGCGUUGAGGUUAUCAAAGAGAAGGUUACCAGCUUUGACGUUGAAAAAGUGGUACUAGAAUCAAGUGGGCCUACCAACUUCGAUGUCUUGAUCCUUGCAACAGGCUCGAAGUGGUCUGAUCCAAUCGGUUCAACCUACAUCUUCGGGGACAACUAUGAAGAGUAUUUUGAAAAAGAGGCAUCUAGAAUUUCAGAUGCUAGCCAUAUAGUUUUCCUUGGUGGCGGUUUUGUGAACUGUGAACUGGCUGGCGAACUGAUAUUCAAGUAUGCAGAGGAGAUUAAUUCUGGAGAAAAGCGUAUUUCCAUUAUUCACAAUUCUGAUAAACUGCUACCAAGUUCUGGGUUAUAUAAUGAUACUAUCAGAAGAAAGGUGACGAACUAUCUUGCCAAUAAUGGAGUAAAAUUGUACUUGAACACUGUAGGGGUUUCUUGCGAUACCUCACCGAACCGUAUAUUCCUGGGCGAGGGCUCAUCAGAACACAUCGAUGCUGAUUUGAUAUACAGAGGCGUCGGAAUUUCACCAAGUGUGCCAUCUAACGAUAUUUCAAAACUUUGUGAUAAAAAAGGAAUUAUUGAUGUUGAAAAGAACUUUCAGGUAAAGGCCGUCGAAGCAGGAAACGUUUUCGCUAUUGGAGACGUCACAAAUUUCAGGUAUCAUGGAUUAGUCAAAAGGGAAAAUUGGGUUGACGUUUUGACCCGCAACAUUGUAAGUUCUUUGCAAGAAGGAGCAAGCGCUAAUCUCGUUGAUGCAGAUUCUCUCGAAACAGGCCAUGCUCCAACCGGUGUAUCUCUUGGGCCAAAUGCAGGAUUUGGACAGUUUCCAGUACCAGUACUUGGGACGAUCAAUAUCCCAUCGUUCCUAAUUUCUAGGGUUAAGUCGAAGAACCUUCUUUCUGACUUAAUGGAACCUAUGUAUAAAAAAUAG
Molecule: messenger RNA, 1140 nt
Organism: Saccharomyces mikatae IFO 1815
Lineage: Eukaryota; Fungi; Ascomycota; Saccharomycetes; Saccharomycetales; Saccharomycetaceae
Gene: AIF1
Product: Aif1p
Exons: 1
Coding region: 1-1140 (379 amino acids)
Cellular component (GO): cytoplasm
Molecular function (GO): flavin adenine dinucleotide binding; electron-transferring-flavoprotein dehydrogenase activity
Source: RefSeq, a predicted model, not a curated record